Molecule: messenger RNA, 6201 nt
Organism: Eupeodes corollae
Lineage: Eukaryota; Metazoa; Arthropoda; Insecta; Diptera; Syrphidae
Product: aminopeptidase N
Exons: 13
Coding region: 1390-4518 (1042 amino acids)
Biological process (GO): proteolysis; peptide catabolic process
Cellular component (GO): cytoplasm
Molecular function (GO): metalloaminopeptidase activity; peptide binding; zinc ion binding
Source: RefSeq, a predicted model, not a curated record
CGUUCGGCACAGAGCUCACAACUCACAAGUCACAAUCCAUUCGAACAAUUUCGGUGUGUUCAGUUUUAACCUAGACUUUGCGUCCGUCGGUCGUGCGGUGAACGUUAGUGUGUCGGUAAAAUAGUAGAGCUAGUGGAACCACCAACUUGUAUUGUAGUUUUAUAACAUCUAUGCGACUUUUUCGGUUUAAUUUUGCUUAAGAUUUUCACUCCUUUCAAAAUAUUAUAGACCUCCUUGUUUUUGGAUGUGCCCAAGAGUUAACCACUUUUACACGACAAGUCUGUAUCUGUACCUAUCCUAGAUUUGAAGUUGUUAAAUCUUGGUGAAAAUUUUGAAAGAAAUAAUUGUUCCCAAAAGAAAAAAGCUCUUCAACGAGAAACAAGUGCUUUAUUUUCUAGUGCAGUGCAACUUUGUCUCACGUGCGUGAAUACUAAUUUUCACCUUUUGAUUCUUCUCCAAACAUAUAAAAUUGUGGUCCGGCUAAUUAGCUUAUUUCCCGUUAAGGUUUGAUUACUUUGCGUUUGGAAAACAAAACCACAAAUACGCGACAGUGCACCGCAUCGUGAAAAAGAUACAUCAUCAACGAUUAGAAUUGAAUUUCAUUAACUGGAAAACCACUUUAUCGAGCUCUAGCUAGAAGCUUCAUACUAUAUAGAUACGUUGUGUGGAAAAGUAUCAGAUUCAUCAGGAACAUCAGAAUCAGCAUCAUCCAAAACGACUAAAACUACAAACGACAACGAUCACUGAUGUUGUGUUAAGGAAGAGCACGUUUUGAACAUCAAAUUCAUACAAAUUUUAUUAUCUCAAAAACGAAAAAUGAUCAACUGUGUCAAGUAUCUCGGCGGCAGCAGUUUUGAAUUAAAAUUUAACAUUUUCUCCGCAAAUCUAUUCGCAGUGGUUGUCUGAUAAAUUUAUUUAAAAAUAUUUUCCAACAUACCUCAGCCUAAGUACCUUCACGUGUCUUGAGAUACUUUAUUCGUUGUCGGUCAAAAUAAAUUUAUUUCGGUGGGUGGGUACCUGUUGAUGUUGCAUUUAGAGCAGUAAAUUGUGAAAUUUUUGAAUCUAAGUGUUUUUGAAGUGUUUAGAAGUUAUUUUAGCUACAAUUACCCCAGUUUGAUGUUUUUCUUUGGUUUCUUCGAGAAAUAAAAAAUAUUAAGUGCAUUUAUUUUUAAUUAAUUUUGUGUCAUAUACUUCUGGGAAGUAUAUACACCAAGUAGUUGUUGGCGAGUGGUUGUUUUUCAUACAAAAAUUAGCGUCAUCGUGCAACAGCUCAAGUCAAGCUGAACCAAAAUAAUUUUGAUAUCGGUUUAACAGAAGAAACAGGGUGUGCAGAAAAUAUCUGAGGAAUAAUUUUUAACAAAAAAGGCUGCAAAAGAAUAAAAAUUCAUCAUGGAUGGAGGAUACAUUAACGAAGAGGAUUCAGAUGCUAUAAUUGGAGUAGAUAGUCCAGGUGGCCAACUGAAAACGAAAAACGGUCAAAAAUAUGUUUUAAAUGGAAAACCAGAACGAAUGACCCGAUCAUUUGCUAUCCUGUCAGCAUGUGUCAUGCUGUUAGCAAUAUUAAUUGCGAUACUAAUCACAUAUUUUAUAACUGCAAGUGCCUAUGAAUCAAAAGGUUGCACAAAUGGCCACAGUUCAUUUAAUAAUAACAACAACAAUCAUGGAGAGAAUUUUAGCGCAACGAUUGCAAGCGCAAGUACUUUUGGAAUGCCAUCAUCAUCUCGGUCACCAGGAACAAAUGCUGCAGCUGCUGAGGGACAUCAUGACCCAGUUACCAAUAAACCAAACAAUAAUAAUAAAAAGGGCCUCAACCCCAUCGAUCGAAAAUUACAUGUGUACGAAGGAUGGACACCAGAAAUUUAUAAAAUAAGUAUUGAGCCAAAUUUAAUCACUUCCCUGAAUAAUGGAACUGUGGCAAUUUAUAUAUCACGUGAUUAUAAUGUAAAAGGCUUGCAACCAAUAGUUUUGGAUGUCAAUAAUGUAACAAUUAUUGACGCUCGAGUCAUUAGAACUGUGCCAGAUGCCACUGAUUUAGACUUUGAAAGUGAAUAUGGUGACAAUAAUACGACCUUUGUCAUUAAAGUCGAUAAGGUAGUGGAAUCGGAGAAGGAUCUGAAACUUGUGAUAUAUUUAGAUUUCGUUAGUGAGAUAACAAGUACGUUGCAGGGAAUCUAUAAGACAAGUUACGUCAAUGCGGACACAUUGCAAAAAGAAUGGAUGAUAAGUACACAAUUUUCACCAAUUGACGCUCGCAGAGGAUUCCCAUGCUUCGAUCGUCCAGACAAAAAGGCCAACUUUUCAAUAAGUAUAAUUCACGAAGCAAGAACUACAGCGCUAUCAAACAUGGCUUCCAAAGCAAUCACGAAAGAACGUCCUGGUUAUGUAAGGGAGGAUUUCGAAACAACUCCAAAAAUGCCAACCUAUUUAGUGGCCUUUGUCAUCUCAAAUUUAGUUAAAGCUAAUUUCUCUGUUUCUGAUAAAAAUGCCAAAACAAAGAUUGAAUUCUACACUCGCCCCGAAGGAAUUGACAUGACGAAUUUCGCUUAUGACUUCACACGCAGAAUUUUACCCUUCUUUGAAUCAUAUUUUGGUAUUGAAUAUAAACUUCCCAAAAUUGAUAUGGUGUCAGUGCCUGAUUUUGGUUUUGGUGCAAUGGAAAAUUGGGGUCUGAUUACAUUUAGAGAUUCAUCGCUAUUGGUACCACAAGAUCAAGAGAAGACUUCGUCGGCCGAGCAUACUGAAUAUGUAGCAACCAUCAUAGCUCACGAGUUGGCCCAUCAAUGGUUUGGAAAUUUGGUCACUCCCAAGUGGUGGGAUGAUUUGUGGCUGAAGGAAGGCUUUGCCACCUAUAUGAGUUAUAUUGCUGCUGACUUUAUCCAUCCCGAAUGGAACAUUAUGGACACUUUCACAGUCUUCGAAUUCCAACAGUCGAUGGACAAAGAUUCUGAUAACACCUCACAUCCCAUAACAUUCGAUGUCACUUCGGUCAAUGACAUUCGUCGAAUUUUCGAUCCAAUUUCCUACUCGAAGAGCACAAUUCUACUGAGAAUGUUGAACUCUAUUGUUGGACCUGAUGCCUUCAGGGAUGCCACUAAGGAAUUUCUGAAAGCUUUCCAAUACAAAAAUGCCAACCGCAAUGAUUUAUGGAGUUUUAUGACUUUCCAUGGUCAUGCCAAGCGCACUCUGUCACUUGACAUUCACAUAAAAGACAUUAUGAACUCGUGGAUUCAUCAGGCCGGGUAUCCAGUGGUGACAGUGAGACGAAAUGAGACAAGUCUGAUUGUCACUCAGCAGCGUUAUAUGUUUGCACAGAAGAAUCAGACAGACGACACACGCUGGUACAUUCCGAUAACAUUUGAGACCGACGAAUCGAAGAAGGGCGAUGACAUCCCAACACAUUGGAUGACAACUGACGACAAAGAGAUCGAAAUUGAGAACGCCUUCAGCAAUGCCAACAGUUCGAAUAUUGUUGUGUACUUGAAUUUGAAUCGACAAGGCUACUAUCGGGUGAACUACGAUUAUGGGUCGUGGAUUGAGUUGAAGAAAAAAUUCAGUUCUUUGCCCAGCAUCACAAGAGCACAGCUGUUAGAUGAUUCGCUACAUUUGGCCCAGGCUGAGUACUUGACAUAUGACAUACCAUUGACAUUCUUAACGGAGAUGUAUACGGCAACUGAUGAUGAGCUGUUUUGGGCAGCAUCGCAACAAGGCUUGAAUUACAUUACAUUCAUGCUCCAUAGGGAACCGGCUUAUGAGACUUUUAGGGCUUUUAUGAAAUUCAUUGUACGUCCUGCUUAUGACGAUUAUGGACUGGUUGAACCCAGUGAUGCAACACAUGCCCAAUUGAUGCAUAGGGCGAGAGUUGCACGGAUGGCAUGCAAAUUUAACUAUGACAGAUGCACAACUGCUGCUCAGCUAAAAUACAGGGAAUGGAUGACAAACAAAACAAAUAUGAUUAAACCAAAUUUAAAAGAAACAAUUUAUUGUACAGCACUUGCUGAGGGCUCAUAUCAGGAAUGGUAUUUUGCAUACAAACAGUACAGGCACACAACAAGUGCUUCAGAGAAGGAACAAAUAUUAAUCGCUCUUGGUUGUACACAAAAACCUUGGUUGUUAUCAAAAUUCCUUAACUUAACCAUCGAUCCUUCUUCUGGCAUCCUCAAACAAGACGGAGCUCGUGCUUUUAGUGCCGUUGCUCAAAAUCCAAUUGGAUUUGAAAUUGCUUUCGAUUUCCUCGCAACGAAUAUAAAAGAGAUCUCAGAAUACUUUGGAGAUGGCUUCUCAACCCUCACAAAAAUGAUUGACUCAAUAACCUCAUUUAUGAAUAAAGACUAUCACCGGGAGCAAUUGGAACGUUUUGCCAUACGAGCCGGUAGCUUGGGACUUACCUCGGUAGAGAAUACAAUUAAACUUGCGAUGGAACAAGUUAAUAAUAAUAUUUAUUGGAGAAAUCGAUCUUAUUAUAGUCUCAAGAUUUUCCUUGAAACGAUAGUCAGUGAAUUUCAGAUAAAUAUAUUUUAAGACAUUUACUUAUUAUUUUUUUAAACUUUAUUUUUAUUUAAGCUUAAAAUGUAUUUCUAAUAAUUUUUAUUUUUAAUUAAUUGAUAAAAAUUGUAAACUAUACAAAAUAUUUUAUAUAAUUUUAGAUAUACAAUAUUUAAGUAUCGUUUAAAAAAAAAAGAAAAGUUAUAUUUAUUAAUAAGGCCCAUUUUUUUAUAUAAGAUUUAUUAUAUAUAAUUUGCUUACAAGUGAUAUAAGUUUUAAGAUUUUAAUUAUAUACACAUAAUUAAUAUGCAAAGCUCGAAAACAGAGCUCGAUGGCCUUUUGUAAGAUUUUAUUUCAUUACUUAUUUUAAAUAUUUUUGGGUGCAAAACGAAAAAUAAAAUAAAUUAAGAGCGAAAAAACUGAAGACUAAUGUUCCUAUUAUUCAUUAGAUUUUUACAAUUUCAUUUUUGUUUUUGUUUUUUGUAAAGUUAAAAAUAAAAUUUGGAAAAUUAGAAAACAAAAAUAUUGUCUUUGGGCUAAAGAAUGGUGUCAUUCCAAGAUAUUGAGAAAAAGAAAAUAGAGUUUGUGUCAAAUUUAACGUAGGUAGGUAUUAAAUAUUGGAAACUUCUUAAGCCCGCUUUGCAUUAGUGAAAAUUUAAAUUAAAAAUAAAUACAUUUUGCACCUUAUUUUAAUAUUUUCGUUAAGCAAAGGCAGCUGAUGUUAAGUCAUAUUUCAAAACUUAAAUUAAAAAUUUAGGAAAAUCAUGAAAAAUAUCUACGAAAAUAACUGCCUAUAAAAUAAUUAAACCACAUUGUACACUAUUUAACUAUACAAACAAAAAUUAAUACUUAAUCUUUUUAAAUUAUUUAUAAAUAAAUAUUUUUACAAAACCUACAUCCAUUAAAAAAUGGUAAAUAAUUAUCAUUUAUUAUGUUGGAUAUAAACUUUAACUAAAACCGGAACCGUCUAAAACUGAUAAAAAUAUAAUUAGUUUCCUAAAAUCGACGUGCACUUCAGUAGUAAUGGUAGAAAAUUAAACUUCAACAAAAUAGAGACAAAUUCACAAAAAAUAAUAUACUUAAACUUAAGUAAAUAGAGUUUGAAUUAAAGAAAAAACAAAAACAAAUAUUUUCUAAAUAAAACCAAUUAAAGUAUUCUUGUCACAAAAACAAAACAAAAUGCCUCCUUACUUUAUUUCACAUUGUCAUUUGCUUAAAGUUUAAUGACAAUAUAUUUCGAAAGUAAAAACAUGAAUUGUAUAAUUAUAUUAUUAGCAAAUAAAAACCCAUAUUUUGAGUUGAUUUUGUAUAAAUUAUAUUUUCUUAAAUCCCACAUUAAAUGCCUUAGAAAAAUAAAUAAAAUUUUAAAUAAUGCAAGAAAGAGAAUUAUGUAUUUAUGUACACAGAUUAAAUGAAUAAUAAAUGAGCCUUAAAAAGAGUGUCCUUAAUCAGAUUAUUAGAGAAAACAAAAAUAAUGUUAAAUGUUUAACAAAAAUGUAACAAAACGAUCUUAAAAAAUUGUUUGUUUUAAAUUUUUCACAAUGCAAUGAAAUUGUUUUAAGAAUUUUGAUUUUCUUUUUAUAUAAAAUAAUAAGCUUGAAAUUUUUAGUUUGAAAGGAAUAAUGAAAAAGCAUUUGUUUUAAUCAUCCAUCACUUUAUUUAUUGUCAAAAAUUAUAUUAAUGAAUAAAAUUAAACAUGAAAUAUAAUAAAAUUAAUAA